Molecule: messenger RNA, 2332 nt
Organism: Alligator sinensis (Chinese alligator)
Lineage: Eukaryota; Metazoa; Chordata; Crocodylia; Alligatoridae
Product: interleukin-17B-like
Exons: 2
Coding region: 111-734 (207 amino acids)
Biological process (GO): inflammatory response
Cellular component (GO): extracellular region
Molecular function (GO): cytokine activity
Source: RefSeq, a predicted model, not a curated record
UGUCCAGACCCUAGAUGGCCACCUGGUUUGCCCAUGCUGGUGUCCAGCUCUGACUACAUGCAAGAAUCCCCUCUCAGGCACCCACAUCCCAGUAGAAGGGUGGAUUAAGCAUGGGUCAGCGCUGGGAAAGUUAUACCCUGUCCCACCUUCCUUUGCAGCUUCUGCUCUGUGCUUUCUCCUUGGCCUUCAUGCCAGCUGCCUUCACAGAAGCAAAAGACCGAAGCAAAGCAGUCAAAGGAAGGAGAGGACAGGCUCGGGACAGGGUCCAGCUCCCGGGGGCCCAGACCUCCCCCCCAGACCCCAGGCUGAAGGCAAAUGCAUUGGCCAUGGAUGAUACAUACACCAUGGUGGAGGAAUAUGAGGAGAGCAUUCAGGAGAUGGUACGCCAGCUGAGGAACAGCUCGGAGCCCCCUGACACCAAGUGCCAGGUCAGCCUGGGACUCUGGAGUCCCAACAAGAGGAGUCUGUCUCCGUGGGCCUACAGCAUAAAUCACGAUGCAAUGCGGAUUCCCACGGACAUCCCAGAGGCGCAGUGCCUCUGUGUCGGCUGCAUCAACCCCUUCACUAUGCAAGAAGACCGCACCAUGGCCAGCAUCCCCAUCUACAGCAGGCUGCCUGUCCGCCGCCUGCUAUGCCAGCCAGGGGCCAAGGCCCCCAGGAAGAAGAAGGGUUGCCACAAGAAGUACAGGAUGGUCAUGGAGACCAUCGCCGUGGGCUGCACCUGCAUCUUCUGAGGGAGGACAAGCAGGUCUUCCCAGCUCUCCCACACCCCCAUGCAGAACUAACCUGAGGCCUUUGGGCCUGGAGAGCAGCUGCCGUCUAAGCAGCCACUUCUCAUUACAGCCAUUUUGCAAGGGCCCCAGCUGGGGCCCCCCAGGAGAGAGGUUAACAGGGCCUGGUGCAUGUGGGGAAGACCCAAGUAGGUAGGAAGCAGCUACUUAGACCCAUAGAGUUUUCCCCUUCACUCUCACAUCUCCCUGCUGAGCCUGGAGCAUAACUGCAGCAUGCAGCCCCCAGGAGCUGGCUGGGUGGGGUAGCCAGCACCCACACAGCUCUCAGCAGCUCCCAACAUGCAGCCACCUCACUUACCUUUUGGGCAGUGCAUGGCACAGCUGCACACCUGUGCUGUUUCCUGGCAGCUCAGCAGCAGCAAAAGAGAGAGGUAACCAGAAUCACGGAGGAGGGGAGGAGGAAACAGCUGCUAACCAGGGCCCUCAAGCAGAGGGAAAAGGCUCUCAGUCCUGCCUGCCUUGGGAGCUGCAAACAGCACCUGCCUCUUGUUCCCACCCGCUCCAGAUAGUCCAUCUCCCCCAGCUGAGGUCAGGGCUCAGGUGGGCACUCCUCCCACAGCACCUCACAAAGGCAUCACCGUUUUCAGGCUGAGGGCACCCAGGUCUUACCCUGAAAGGGAGGAAGCUUUGCUAACAGACCUUCACCUGCCUCAGGCAGGCACCAGCUCCAGCCCAGUUCCUACCUGCUGCUGGGGUGGGGCCUCUCCACCAUCAGCAGCUGGACUGGCCCAGCCCUCCCCAGGUGCAGAGGCGGCAGCUGACGGGCUGCCUCCUGCUCCCCACAGCUGUUCCCAUAAGGCUCUGGGUGCUGGUGAGAGUAUAGGCUAGGAGCACCCAGGGGCAAAGGCUGUUGCAGCAGGGGUGCUGCCAGGAGGCAUUUAGGGGAGUGUCUGAGGGAACAGGGCUGGAGACAGCUGCUUCUACUUUGCUCCUCAGGCUCCUUGCAGAGCCUGCAUGGCUGGGCAGGGCAGCACAGGUCUAGGACCUUAGCGGUGCCGUGAGCAGAACCCGGGCUCCUGGGAAGCCAGGCUGUGAAGUACCAGGCCCUUGUAGAUGCUGGGCCUGUGGUGCUGCACUCAGCUAACAGCCUUAUGUCACGUGAGCCAGGACCAGCUCAGUUCACUAGGCUCCACUGUCCAUAGUACCCAGGCUGGCAAUAUCUGACAGCAGGGUCCUGGAUGGAGCAGGAAGCCUGGAUGCCUGUCAAGGACUUAAGGAAGCAAGGGCCAAUCUGGACAGCCCCACACAGAUCUGAGGGGCAUGGACUCCAUCAUGCAGAGCAGGCUACAACUUCUGGAAGACAGGCAUGAGAGGCCAUUGGGAGGGGGCAAAAAGGCAGCUGGGAGAUUGAGCAAAGGCAGGGCAUUGGUUUUUCACCCCAGUGAACUACAGUCAGGAUGCAAAGCCAGGGAAAGGGGUGGUUCCUGGCUGGUCUUUGCUCACUAGUGAGGUUAACAUCCAGCUCCUUGGGUUUUCAGUCUCCUGCCCUUGCUGUUGGGAGCCCAUCUCCCCCACCCCAGCCCCUGCCAUGCCCUCUACCA